GUUGGCUAACAUCCGCUGAUGCUUCUUUAUUCUUUGUUCAGUCAAUAAUGAAUUUUAGCAAUGGCGAUAAAGCUUCCUUCUUCAAGAUAUUACUAAAUGACUCGGUAGACUACCUUACAUUGCCGACUGCUUUUGCGAAAAAGUUUUUGGAAAACAGCAACAACAAGAAACAAACACUUGUUCUCAAACCCAAAUCAGCUGUCAAAUGGAUUGUGAAAUACUCAAAGAACGAAGACAAACACUACUUUAAGGAUGGAUGGCUCAAAUUCGUUAAUGACAAUCUUCUUCAAGUGGGAGACUUUCUUGUCUUCUGGCUUCUCUCUGCUUCUCCAAACUCGAGCUUUCAGGUCUUCUUCUAUGAACCCAAUGGUUGUCUCAAACACCCAGUUAGUUCUUCAGGGAGUUUCCGUUCGAUACUGCCGACUGCCGAUCGCCGCCUAUUGUUGGUGGACAAAGUGACAGCUGAGGUGAUGCGCGGAGGUGCAGGUGAUGGGAUGAUACGCUGCGUGAAAGAAGAAACCAGUAAUAAUCAUGACGAGGGCGAUGAUGAUGAUGAUGAUUCCCUGCAAAAGGUCCACAAAUCGAUAAGGAAGGUUCUCCGGAAAUCCUACCUUCAUCAAUUGCCGAUGACAAUGACUUUUUGGAAAGCCAGCAGACUGAAUAGGUACGACAGUGUGCGCCUGAGGACAAACGAAGGGAAGAUCUGGAAAGUGGGGGUAAGUAAGUACGGAAAGAUUAACUUCCCAAACCUGACAAGUGGAUGGUACGAUUUCUGGAAGAGUAAUGACAUAAAGAAGAGUAAUACACUUCAGUUUACUCAUGUGAAAGGCAACCUUCUUCAUGUGCAUGUGAUCAAGAGGCACAAAGGAAGAACCAUCAACAAGAAAACAUCGUAGUCAUGAAGUUGAAGAAUCAAGGGAAUCUUAGAAUUUGAACUUACUUCGAUGUGUUUUUGAACUUUAUUAUCUAUUUAACUAAGAAAGUUGGACGCUAGAAUUAGUUUCAAAGAUGUUUGCCUUGUUAUGGGAAAUUUUUUGUUCGGUGGACUUUAGUUAAUCCCAAAGACUUAUUGGACUAUCAAAUGGCAAUUGAUUCGAGCA
Molecule: messenger RNA, 1100 nt
Organism: Lactuca sativa (garden lettuce)
Lineage: Eukaryota; Viridiplantae; Streptophyta; Magnoliopsida; Asterales; Asteraceae
Product: putative B3 domain-containing protein Os03g0621600
Molecular function (GO): DNA binding
Source: RefSeq, a predicted model, not a curated record